AGAAUCAAAAGUACAAUGCGGUUCAAAGCGGCAUGGGGAUCAAAAAACACUCGGAACGAUCGGGGUUUGGAUAUCGCCGUGGUGGACUAUAAAAGAAGUCUACUCUCCUCACCUCGAUAUCGCUCGUUUUACUCUGUAGAUAUCCAGCGUCCUCUUUUAACUAUCGUCCCUAUCUCUUCCAUUGAAACCCAGUUCUCAAAAUGACUGCUCUUAAGAAUAUCCUUUUCGCCGUUGCUGCCACUGCUGUUGGCAUCCAGGCUUCACCCGUCGCUGCUGAUUCCACCGCUACCUCUAUCGUCGGUGCUCCCGCGCCUGUUGUUACUGAGGCUUCUACCCCCCUUGAGGGCAAACAGCUUGAAGAGUUCCUUGCCAACGAGCACAACCUCAUCCCCGAGGGAGCUCUCGACGUUAGCGACACUGAGCUCGCCAAUGUCACCAUCAAGUAUGUUCAGGAGCACCCCGAGAUCCUCGGCCUGAACAAGAGAGGCGGCCCUUGCAGCCAGGGCGACUGCCCCGACUUCAACGCUCCCUUUGACUUCUUCUCUCAGCGCUUUGUCAUUCCCGUCAACGGCUCAGCCAUCACUACCUGGGCAUACUUUGGCCGUGUCAACGACUGCGGCAAGUGCCACAAGAUCAACACCAGCAAGGACGGCUGCUGGGACGUUACAUCUUGCGGCCGCAAGCAGAACAUCUGUGUCGACUCGGGCAAGGCUAGAGCUCACCGCAUCUGGCGGGAUAACGGCCACAAGACUUGCUACAAGAUGACCCGCACGGAUCUGGGCAACUGUGGUGUUGGCCUCACCAACUCCAUCAUCUGGCACCCUGCUGGUGAGACUGCUUGCAACUGGUAAAGAGUCUCGGAUACGGAUAGAAGUUUGUGUUUGAUGGCAAACUAUGACAGUCAAUGAGCACGGGAAUAAAGAAAAUAACUUAUGUUGGAGAGGUGGGGGCUGCCCGUUUCUGUAUAAAAGCUGGUUCAAUAAGCCAGCAUUAAUAUUGUGAGCGCAACUGCGCUGACACAAAGUCUGUAUUGUAUAUCUAUGUUGUACGGGCGGAAAUAAAUUAUCAAAAAAGAGAAUUAUAGUUGUUUUGUCUACAAGUACCAUGUCAAACAGCCAAAAGUGGCCUAAAUAGGCAGUAAUUAGCAUCACGAAUACGGUCGCAGCCUCUCCUGCCCUAUCUGUAGGCGAUGUAGACUUACGAGUCAGACGGAGCAUUUUACACAACUAUAGCACCACCAUUAAGCAAGACGGAUCAUGCACGAAAAUUAGCUAGGUUUAAUGCUAGAAAAUCUGAUAAAUGCAUUAACUCUAUCCUUUUUGCUCUGAAUCGGCUAUCCGUAGACUACAGCUAAGUCAGCAGAACCACAGCUCCAAGACAGAAGACCUUGGGCUUCGUGAAAAAGAGAUAUAGUAUGGAAACGUCUGUAUAAAGUUGUCUUGCCUUCACGCCAAAUCCUGCAAGCAUAUACACUCAAUGGACGCCCUUCAGGCAGCGACCCGACACUUGAUCCCUGUAGUGGUGUGCGGCAGCCUCGCUCGCAUAGAAUCAUGUCGAAGCUCGAAGUCGUAUAUGCGAAGUACAACCACUUUCAUGGAAUAUUAUGGAAGAAACUAAUCCAUGGCGAAGCAACGUGUUCAAAAUAAUGUACGCCUUUACUGGACAUUCAAUGAGUCAAUCGUCAAAGUCCAG
This is a messenger RNA of [Torrubiella] hemipterigena, 1692 nucleotides long. The record is from the annotation of a GenBank genome assembly. Lineage: Eukaryota; Fungi; Ascomycota; Sordariomycetes; Hypocreales; Clavicipitaceae.